Ananas comosus (pineapple) is the source of this 3199-nucleotide messenger RNA. Its product is annotated as protein TIC110, chloroplastic. The record is from RefSeq and is a predicted model, not a curated record. Gene Ontology annotation, biological process: protein import into chloroplast stroma. Gene Ontology annotation, cellular component: TOC-TIC supercomplex I. Lineage: Eukaryota; Viridiplantae; Streptophyta; Magnoliopsida; Poales; Bromeliaceae.
GCCGCCGCCGAUGAUGCGAAGCCCUCCGCCUUCGGCGCCAGGAAGGAGCUCUCCCCGCUCCAGGCCGUGGUCGACGCGCUCUCCCCCCCGGCGAGGCUCGCCAGCUCCGCCGUCCUCGCCGCCGCCGCCAUCGCCGCCGGAUACGGCCUAGGGCUCCGCCUCGGGGGUACCCGCGCCGCGGCGAUCGGCGGCGCCGCCGUUCUCGGGGCCGCGGGGGGCGCCGUCGUCUAUGCGCUCAAUGCAAGUGUGCCGGAGGUAGCGGCAGCGAAUCUCCACAAUCUCGUCGCCAGCUACGAUGAUCCGGCCGCGCUGAACAGGGAGGAUGUUGAAUCCAUCUUGAAGAAAUAUGGUGUUAAGAAAGAAGAUGAGGCCUUCAGAGCAGAGCUUUGCGAUUUGUAUAGUAGGUUUGUCUCUUCAGUUCUUCCACCUGGAGCUGAAGAUCUCAAAGGCAAUGAGGUUGAGACAAUUAUAAAAUUCAAAGCAGCUCUUGGAAUUGAUGAUCCGGAUGCAGCUAACGUUCACAUGGAGAUUGGAAGGCGAAUUUUCAGGGAGAGGUUGGAAACAGGAGAUCGUGAAGCUGAUAUGGAGCAGCGAAAGGCAUUUCAGAAGCUUAUUUAUGUAUCAAAUCUGGUGUUUGGUGAAGCAUCAACAUUCCUGUUGCCAUGGAAACGUCUCUUCCGGGUCACUGAUUCGCAGGUUGAUAUAGCUAUUCGGGAGAACGCCAAGAGAUUGUAUGCUUUCAAGCUCCAGUCUGUUGGAAGAAAUAUUGAUGCAAAGCAGCUAAUUGAUUUGAGAAAAGCACAACUUCUUUACAGACUUUCCGAUGAGAUUGCUGCUGAGAUGUUUAGGGAGCAUACAAGGAAAUUGAUUGAAGAAAAUAUCUCAACAGCUCUUGAAAUUCUCAAGUCUCGCACAAAAGCACUAAGGGGAUCUAAAGUAGUAAUCGAAGAGCUUGAGAAGGUUCUGGUGCUAAAUGAGUUGCUGAUUUCGUUGAGCAAACAUGCUGAAGCUGCUCAAUUCGCUCCAGGCGUUGGACCUAUUUCUUUGUUAGGUGGAGAAUAUGACGGCGAUAGAAAGAUAGGUGAUCUAAAGCUGCUAUACAGAGCUUAUGCAGGGGAAGCAUUCCCAAAUGGACGGCUUGAUGAGAAAAAGCUUGUUGCUUUGAACCAUCUGAGGAACAUAUUUGGUUUAGGAAAACGCGAGGCAGAAGCAAUUAUGCUAGAUAUCACGUCUACUCUGUAUCGAAAGCGGCUUGCAAAGUCCUUCAACACUGAGCUGGCGGAGGCUCCUAGCAAAGCGGCCUUCCUCCAAAAUCUUUGUGAAGAGUUACAUUUUGAUCCAGAAAAUGCUAGCAAAAUACACGAAGAAAUUUACCGGCAAAAACUUCAACAGUUUGUAGCUGAUGGGGAGUUGAGUAAGGAAGAUGUAGAGUCUUUAAUGUCUUAUCAAGUUCGUCUCUGUAUUCCUCAACAAACUGUUGAUGCAGCUCAUGCUGAGAUAUGCAGUCGCUUGUUCGAGAAGGUUGUCAAGGAUGCAAUUGCAUCAGGUGUUGAGGGGUAUGAUGCUGAAGUCAGAGCAUCUGUAAGGAAGGCUGCUCAAGGGUUGCGCUUAAAAAAGGAAGAUGCCAUGGCCAUUGCUAGCAAAGCGGUGCGAAGGGUAUUUUUGAAUUAUGUUCAACGAGCUCGAGGGGCAGGCAACCGCAUCGAAACUGCGAAAGAGCUAAAAAAGAUGAUUGCAUUCAACACCUUGGUUGUCACUGAGUUGAUAUCCGACAUUAAAGGUGAGUCGACAACUUUACCAACUGAACCUGUUAGUUCCGAACCAGAACAGAUUGUAGAAGAAAAAGAAGAAGAUGAGUGGGAGUCAUUGCAGACACUGAGAAAGACCAGGCCCAGCAAAGAACUUGAGGCAAAGCUGGGCAAGCCAGGUCAAACAGAAAUAACUCUCAAAGAUGAUCUUCCAUUCAGGGAGAGAGCUGAUCUCUAUGAGUCCUACUUGCUCUUUUGCAUCACUGGUGAGGUCACCGUAGUUCCCUUUGGAGCACAGAUCACCACAAAGAAGGACAAUGCCGAAUAUUUGCUUCUAAACCAGCUUGGAGGAAUACUCGGUUUGACAAAUAAAGAAGUUGUGGAUAUUCAUAUUAAGUUUGCUGAACAAGCAUUUACGAAACGGGCCGAGGUUAUUUUAGCCGAUGGGCAACUAAGCAAAGCUCGGAUUGAACAGCUUGCUGAAGUUCAAAAGCAGGUGGGCUUGCCUGGUGAGUAUGCACAAAAGGUUAUUAAGAACAUAACAACAACGAAAAUGGCAGCUGCGAUAGAAACAGCUGUGAACCGAGGGAGGAUUGGUAUACAACAGGUGAGAGAGUUAAAGGAAGCAAAUGUUGAUUUGGAUAGCAUGAUAUCGGUAACUUUGAGGGAAAACAUCUUUAGGAAAACUGUGGAGGAGAUCUUUUCGUCAGGUACGGGUGUGUUCGAUGAGCACGAAGUGUAUGAAAAGAUCCCGGCAGAUCUUAGUAUAGAUGCUGAGAAGGCUAAAGGGAUUGUUCAGGAGCUUGCUAAGACUAGGCUGGAGAACUCACUUGUUCAAGCUGUUGCAUUACUCCGGCAGCGGAACCGAGAUGGAGUGGUUGCUUCCCUGAACGAUAUGCUUGCUUGUGACACUGCGGUCCCUUCUGAGCCGUUAUCAUGGUCCUCACCACAAGAGCUUGAUGACUUGUACUGCUCGUAUCUCAAGAGCAUUCCGAAGCCCGAGAAGCUCUCUCGGCUGCAGUACUUGCUCGGCAUAAGCGAUGAAAAGGCUUCGAUGCUUCAAGACGCCGCAGCGCAGGGAGCAUUGCCGAUGGGAAACGAAGAGGAAGAGGAAGAAUUUGCGUUUUAAACCUCCGAGCAAAUUUUUGGUAGCCUUGUAGUUCUCUGGUAGAGUCGAGAAGCUCGAGUGUCAUAGACUUGAUGUUAAGGGUAGCAGUUGGUGCCUGUAGCUUCAGUAUUUCCGGGUGUUUUGUCUGCUUAAUUCUAAGAUCUGCUCUGAAGACUGUACAGCUCCAUUUCUUUUCUCCUCUUUAUCUUUUUCUUUUUAACACAAUACAGGGUUGUUCUAUAGGCCUUUCUUGGCUUGUUUUACAGCCUUAAAACUCAGGAGCUUAUCUUGUAAUUGCAAGUAUAAUCUUUCAACAUUAGAUAUACUAGAUUAAAUUUCAACA